UUGGUUUUUCCUGUCUCCCUCCAUGUCAGUCACGGGAACGAGCACACACGCAUAAGCACACAUCAUCCACUAUAUAAAUUCCCUAAUCCACAGAGAUUCUGCAGCUUUUGCUUAAACUAUGACGGAGGAAGAGUUAUACACGGUGUACAAGGGGGUCUACGUGGUCUCAUCUGUGCACACGCCAGAGAGUCUGGAAUACUUUGAAGAGUUUGUUUUUCGCCCAGAUGAUAUCAUCGUCGUGACGUAUCCCAGGUCAGGUACACACUGGAUGAAGGAGAUUGUCCCUCUGAUCAUGAGUGGAGGAGAUCCAGCACCUGUUGACACGAUUGUUAGCUGGAAUCGUGUUCCCUGGCUUGAAGCGCAGCAGACCGCCUCCCUCAAACUUGAACAGAGGCCGUCUCCACGACUGUUCACUACACACUUCCAGUACAACAUGAUGCCACCAUCUUUCUUUGAAGUAAAGCCAAAGGUCAUCUAUGUGACGAGGAACCCCAAAGAUGUGUUCACAUCGUCUUUUCAUCUUCAUGAGGCGGCUUCCUUCCUGGCAAACCCAGGCCCACAGACCCAGUUCCUCCACAAGUUCCUUGAUGGAAAAGUUCUGUUUGGCUCGUGGUUUGAUCAUGUAAAGAGCUGGCUGAAUGCUGAAGAUAAAGACCACAUCAUGCACAUCUCCUAUGAACAGAUGAUAAUGGAUCUGAAGGGCUCUGUGUGCAACAUGGCUCAGUUCCUGCAGAAAUCUCUGGACGAUGAAGCGAUAGAGAAGAUAGCCGACCGAUGUUUGUUCAAGAACAUGAAGAAGAACAACAUGUCAAACCACUCUAUUGUUCCUCGUGAAUUACUGGACCAGACAAAGUCUGAGUUUCUCAGGAAAGGAAUAGCUGGAGACUGGAAAAACCAGCUAACCCCGGCAGAAGCAGCGCACUUUGACGCUGUUUACAAAGACAACAUGAAAGAUGUCAAAUGUACAUUUGCAUGGGAUUAAAUGGGAUUACUUUAACAUUGCCUCCUGCAGUUUACCAUGAUUCUCAGAAAUGAAUAAGCCAUUUCUUAUUCACCACACAUUGUUUGGUUAAUGAGGUUUGUGGCAGCAGAAACACAAACAAACAUUCUUUAACUCCUCUUAAUAGAUUAAUUAUUUCAUAGACAGAGUCUAAUCAAAGAUGAUGUGUUUGAAGUACUAGGCACGAGCAACCCUCUCUCUAACUUCUUGAUCUGUUCAUAUAACACUGCCUUAACAGAGUUGUUGUGUGACCUGAGGUGUUCACCUUGGCUGGUUUGUGUCAUGGCCAAACCGAUUAUUGAUUUACCAUAAAUCAUGUAUUAUUUCACUUUAUGCAUCACCAGGUCAAGUCAACCUACACUUGAACUAGUAACAAAUAAACCCAAUGAGCCUCAGGUGACCUUACCUUACUAUGUUAAUGUGUAACAAUGCAAAUAUGAUAUCAGACACAAUCAUACCAAAACCUUUAAGCAACAUGAACCUGCUUGCCUUAUAGUGAACGGAUGAA
Molecule: messenger RNA, 1508 nt
Organism: Trematomus bernacchii (emerald rockcod)
Lineage: Eukaryota; Metazoa; Chordata; Actinopteri; Perciformes; Nototheniidae
Product: sulfotransferase 2B1-like
Exons: 7
Coding region: 119-982 (287 amino acids)
Biological process (GO): sulfation
Cellular component (GO): cytoplasm
Molecular function (GO): sulfotransferase activity
Source: RefSeq, a predicted model, not a curated record